Molecule: messenger RNA, 2337 nt
Organism: Cladocopium goreaui
Lineage: Eukaryota; Dinophyceae; Suessiales; Symbiodiniaceae
Source: the annotation of a GenBank genome assembly
AUGGUGGAAUGGUCCCGCAAGAAGUUGGAAUUCAAAGACCACAACGACAGGGAGGUCGCAGGGCAAUAUGAUGAGAAGGUGCUCGAGGCAUUUCAGAAGUUCGAUGCUGACGGAUCUGGAUCCAUCUCCAGAGAUGAGUUGGGAGAGGUCUUGAAAGCCUUGGACCCGGAGGAUUGGGACAAUGAAUCCGUGGAUGAACUGCUUGCGGCUGCUGACAAAAAUGGCGAUGGAGAGCUUUCGGUCAAAGAAUUUCUGAAUUGGGCCUUCACCGAGAACGACAUCAUCACCAGCAGCAAAGGCAACGUCACACUUCGUGUAGAAGGUUGUCCAAGAGAGCAGUUCAAUGGUGAUUAUGUACAGGACGGGAAAUAUUACAACCAUCGGCCCACCUUCUACUGUCGCGAGAACGACUACUGUAUGUUCUAUCAUGCUGAGAACAAACAGUGGUCCAUCUUCUGGCGCGUCUCCCAAUAUUCGUCUUGUCGUGUGAAGACCUCGCGAGGGCCUCACAUGGCGGGCCAAGCAUGGUCAGUUUGGAGUCCGAAGGACAAAGCCUUCGUGAAGUCGCCACAGAUGGUUUGCAGAUUGCUCACAGUAGAGGAGCUGAUUGCUUUGGCACCCGACACUAUCCUCAUGAACUCCGAGCAAAUUGCUCAUUGUUGGUUUGAAGCGCCAGGUGCCGUUGGCAGCAAGAGGAACACUGCAGCUGGACACAAUGAGUGCUUCAAAAAGACAGAGGAGAUGAAGAACGGCCGUCCUGUCUAUCAAGCUUGGAAUGAGAAGUACAAUAGGUGGAAUAAUCGAUAUUUGUACUACCAUGCUGAGAAGAAGUACUGGACGCUUGGGCUCGGUCACACCAACGAGCAACGAGAAUGGUACUUACGAAGUGCACCUACCGACUGCUAUUCACCCUUAGUGGCGCCUUGGCUCGACUCCCAAAGCACCAGGUAUCGCCCAGUGAUUCCUCAUGAGCUUGAUGCCAAUGGCUAUCCACCCUCAAAGGGUGGUGCGAGGACAAAGUAUAAGAAGGUUGAGGGUGUUCCCGAAGGCUUCGUGGAUCCAGACUUUCCGCCCAACAAAGAGAGCAUGGGCCCCAAGGUCUCUUGCUACUGCGAACCGAACGGGUAUAAGGCUUAUUGGGCCCGUCUCGCGGAAUACACUUCGACGCCCGUCCUUUUUGACGACGCCGAACCUGGCGAUAUUCUUCAGGGAAUGGUAGGGGAUUGCUGGCUGCUGUGCGCCAUUUCUUGCGUGGCUGAGUUCCCCAACUUCUUCAAAGAUCAUCUCUUUGUGACGCAGGAAAUUCCUGAGGAUGGGAAGUACGAGAUCAAACUCUUCGAUUGCAAGUUACAGGAAUGGAAGGUGAUCACGAUUGACGACCGCGUUCCGUCCUUGCCAUGGAACCGAACAUCCAUCCAAAACUUGAGUGCCAAAGUUGUAGACCACAAGAUCAUGGUGCCGCUGAUUGAAAAGGCAAUGGCUAAACUGUGUGGAUCCUAUACGAAGUUGACAAGCGGCAUGGCCACGACUGCCUGGGCUCAUAUGACUGGCUGCUGCGACAUUGUGAAGAUUUGGGGACGAUUCGAAUUUCCGAUGAUCUGGGUUGUCACAGCAGAGGAAGGCAUCUUCGUGCGCGAGGAGAACAAGCGUCAAAGCAAACGGAUCGGAAAGUUGGAGAAAGGUGCUCGCUUUCAAGAGGUGGAGAGAGCACGAUGUUGCAUCCGAUUCAAAAAGAUCGAGGGCGCUGGUCCAGACGAGGGCUUUGUCUGGUACUACAAAGGCGGAAAGAAGACGGCGGCCAGAGAGACGCCACUGAGCAUUACCAAAACCGAAAGCAAGAUCCUUGACAAUCCACGUUUUGGCGAUGAUGACCCCGAGACUCCAGCGCAAGACAUAAUUUCAUCUGGACAGAUCGAUCAGGAAGAGUUUUGGAAAUUGCUCCUGGAGUAUGACACUUCAAACUUCCUCAUGGGCUCGCAGAUGAACAAAGUGUGCGAUGACCGCCUUUCUGGCAUCAUGCCGGAGCAUGCGUAUUCAGUUCUCCAGGCCAAGGAGGUUGAGGGCAUGCGCUUCAUGCAGUUGCGGAAUCCCUGGGGGGAAGAUGAGUGGGGCGGCCCAUGGAGCGACCGUUCUGAUGAAUGGGCAGCCAACCCGAAGAUCCAAGAAGGACUAAAGGAAAACGAGUUGACCUUCGACGGCAAGUUCUGGAUGGAAUGGGAAGACUUUGCCUAUGUCUUUGGCAACCUGGAUGUCACGAAAGUCGCCAUGCCCACAAAGCGCGCAGAUUUUCCGGCGCAGGACCAAUGGUCCGAAGAACUCGAUGCUGGCAUGAUGUGA